Molecule: messenger RNA, 567 nt
Organism: Phyllotreta striolata
Lineage: Eukaryota; Metazoa; Arthropoda; Insecta; Coleoptera; Chrysomelidae
Source: the annotation of a GenBank genome assembly
UUGGUAAAGAUGAUUUCUAUGAAGUUAAUUUUACAUUGCUUGAUGGUUAUUCGAGUCUAUUCAACUUCGUAUGAAGGAGACGCAUUUGACGAUUCGGCUGUUGAAAAUAUAAUGGAGGCUGAUGGAUUUGGGGAUGAGUAUAAAAUAAACCCGAACGAUAUCAUCAGUCUAAAAAAUAAAAAAAGCUCGCCCUUAUGCACAGUAAAAAAAAUAUUAAAACUCCAUCCUAACGACGGUUACGAAUACCACCCAAAGCACUAUCACGAGCAUGAAUGCGUUCCUGCUAACAGCAGUACAGUGGAUAAUGAUUUUUCCGUGCAGAAUGUGUGCGUCGUGCACCAAGGGGGCUGCGUUAGCUUGGAGAAGACAAUGGUGUUUGUGAAGAAACCCCGUUUCUCGUUGAAUCCCCAAUUUUGCCAGAUGGAGAUAUACAAAAUUCCGGUAAAAGUCGGCUGUAAUUGCAUCCACCACAUCAAACACCAAUACAUCUAAAACAUCAUGAUUGCGUGAAUUGCAUUAGACGAAAUGUUCGGUUGAAAUAAUAGAUAAUAAAGCAUGUCAUAUGGA